CACCCUAAGCAUUACCGGUGGAAAAAAUUUUAAAGAAAAGUGUUUUAAAGACGUUUUAAAAUUGAAAUAAAAUGAUUCCAAGCAACGAACCACAGAAAAUUCAUGGCCAAGAUAAGAAUGUUCCUUUGGUUAUGGUGCCUGCUGUUUUGCCUUCGACUGCCAUGUUUGUUCCAACUAACGUCAAUUUGCCCCAAUUUUAUUGUUUGCCGCAGAAUAUUGAAUUAGCGAAAAUGAUGCAAAUGAAUGCCCAAUUGAGCCUGUUUGCCAACGCAAACAACUCCAAUCCGCAUUUUUAUCCGCCGCCAGCCCAAGUUCCGAACUAUGACGUCUCAAAUUUGAAGGAUCAAUUGCAUGAAUUGACUCGGAUUGCUCUGAAUGGCUGCGAUGUCGGCGAAACAAUCGCUCUUUCGCACCAAAAACGCCCCUGCUUCAAGAAAAUCGACAGUUUGUGUGCCCGUUUGAAGCAAGAUCUCCUCCGCCCCGACAACGUAAUCGCCAACAUCAACUCGCAAGGUGUCGCCUGGGCCGUCAAGGACUUUAUUUUCGUUUUUACGCGCAUCAUCAACGCCUGGAUCAUCAUCAAGGACUACGCGAACAACCAAUCGGAGGGCUUGCAAAAGGUUCGUUCCGCAUAUUCGCCCAAUUUUUGUGCUUCCUUCGAAAAGUGGCAGGAUUCCACAAUCGACUUUAUCGAUCAGCUUAUCAAGUCGUUCGCGGGUCUCGAUGAUCUCGUGCAAAGUCAACGCACGCAAAAUUACACGCCAAGCAAGGAGGAUCACCUGAACGUGAGUGGCGGCUCGAGCAAUGAUUCCCUCAAAUCGGGCAGUUCGAAGAAUAGUGUGUUGAUUAGUAACUCGGAAAGUGUCCAAGCGAAGCACGAUGAGGCAGGAACGUACUUCAAAACGGGCGUUUAUGAGCCUUUGUUGAAACGAGAGAGUCCUAGAAAGGAGGAAAUGCAGCAUUUACGCGGAUUUCAAGCAACUGGUGGCGGAGAUGUGCCGAAACGUGGCGUCGAUCUUGACGAUUAUUCGAAAAUGUCGGUGCUUAAGUCGAUUUGGACACGCGAAAAUGACUUUCAUGCCACUUGGAACCGCUAUUUGUUGGAAAAGAUCUUGAAUUUGAAGGAAGGCGAAUAUUUCUUCACCAGUCAUUUCAUGGAAAAUUACUUUCCAGGCUUCACCAAAUACGUUCCGAACUACAUCGACCUCCGCACCAUCGUCUUCAAACUCGAAGUCGGCGAUUAUCUCAACAUCUACGAAGUCGUACACGAUCUACGUCAAAUUCUGUACAGCGGCAACGUCUACUUGCAACACCAAUCGAACCAUUUGAUGGCAAAGAGCUUGAACUCCUUCGAAUACGAGUUGGAAGAAAUGCUCGCGGAAAAAUUCUUUGCUGGCAUGAAUUUUAACCACAUCACCGGUGGUCCGCAUGACAAAGUUUACUAACCCAAUUCUUGACAUUUUAGCAUUUAAUGUCCGCCCACGCCCCAAAAGUAUCUGUUAAAAAUUAAAUAUUCUGAAACUAUUUCUUUGCUAGACGACACCCGCAUGUGUCAUCAUCCUCGUUCAUUCUUCGUGAGAAAUCAAAACUAAGCGAAAACCGUGUAAGCCAAAAUUUAAUUUUAAUUAAUAUCACAAGUGAAAAAUCCUGUAAAGAUAUUGUUUUAUGUAAAUUCACUUCAAAUUCAUCGCCGUUAGGUAAAAUUUUAUGUUACAUGAUUUUCUUUUCGCACGAAAAACUAAACAAAACUCAAGAACGCUGAGUGCGAAAAGUAAAAAAGGAAACUUUUUCAUCAACAGAAAAGUUCAUCAUUCAACUCUUACUCUUCAUUGCACCUUUUGUGCCUCCUUUAUUUAUAAAUAUUGAAACAACUAAUCUCUAUUUUAGUUGCAUUUGUUGCUAAAAAGCUAAUCACGUUGCACUUGCAUUGACUUUCGAUUACGAAUCAGCAUAGAAAAAAAUUUUACAUUGAGUGUAUGAUAAAAAUUUUCCCUAGUUUUAGCGAUAAAUACUGAAAAUAUGUGUGUAACGCAACACGAGAGAGAGAGAGAGAAAAAUUAUGUUUUGUUACGAUUAUAAGUUUGCACGUUAUAAAUUUGAAUAAAAAAUUUGAAACAAAA
This is a messenger RNA of Culicoides brevitarsis, 2120 nucleotides long. It is a transcript of the gene mtsh, whose product is annotated as protein mitoshell. The transcript has 4 exons. Gene Ontology annotation, molecular function: protein binding. Lineage: Eukaryota; Metazoa; Arthropoda; Insecta; Diptera; Ceratopogonidae. Bases 72 to 1445 code for a protein of 457 amino acids. The record is from RefSeq and is a predicted model, not a curated record.